CCCUCAUGCAAAUGGAUACAAACCCCCGACAGCUGCUCCUUGGGCCUCUAACCCGAAGCCCUGUCUUCCCUCUGAGCUUCCGGGAGACUUAGGGCUGCCUGAUCCCUCUGGCCUCUCCCCUUAGAGCCCCAGUGAGCCCCUGUGAGUCAUGGGGGCAAGGGGUAGGCCAGACCCCACAUGGGAGCAGGGACAGGGUUGCCCUCCCCUUGUAAUCCUUUUCCACCCAAAGUAGGGGCAGGCCUGUCAUCCUUCCUGGAUCCCCUGUACCUCCCCAGCUCCCAGGAUCAAACCCAGGGGCAGCUGGUUGGGUUUGUUGAGAAGAAGGAUUAUCCAGAUCAGUCCUUCCUAAUCGCAGCUCCUAUCCACGCCCCCACAUAGUUACUGUAACCCUCUUCCCCCACUACCCUGAGCUAAGGAACAAAAUUGUGGGUGUUGACAGUGGGCCAUCUCUCACCCUCAUAUUCUGGCUCCUGGAGUGGUUGCUAGGUAGGCCCUGACUGCCAAGGUCACCGCCAGGGGGGGGGGGGGUCACAGCCUGAGGGCCCCUGGAGCUGUGGUUGGUACUGCUCCUUUGCACCCCUCCCAAACCCCAACCUUUAAAUCCUCACAGCUUUGUUCUAAUCCCAUGGGGCCUGAUGCUCUUAUCUCUGCCUGCAGAGACUGGUCAGGGAAGCACCCCUUCAACCCCUCCUCCCCCCAGGGCCUGUGGGGGUCUGCUCCUCUCUGCAGCCCCACACUCCCCCCUCCCUUCCCCUAGGCUGGGCCCAAAGAGGCAAGGAAGCUGCCGCCUCCCUGUCCUCUCCCCUCACCCCUGCCAGUGAUUUCAUUUGCCUGACAUCGUUGGCCCUACCCUUCCCUACCAGUGCCCCCCCACACUCAGAGUCAGGGCCAGGCCAAGUGGGCUCCCCUGGCAGCAGAGCCCGGGGCAGGUGACGGGCAGGCGUGGCAGCCAAGGGAGUGAGGAGGCGCCUGGGAACUGGAGCUGGAAACCUGGGAGAGGUCCACGCAGAGCCCAAGUAAGAAGGAGGAGCCGGAGCUACCCCUCAACCUGUCAGCCAUGGGGGAGAUGGAGCAGCUGCGGCAGGAAGCGGAGCAGCUCAAGAAGCAGAUAGCCGAUGCCAGGAUAGCCUGUGCCGACAUUACUCUGGCAGAGCUGGUGUCUGGCCUAGAGGUUGUGGGACAAGUCCAGAUGCGGACACGGCGCACAUUAAGGGGACACCUGGCCAAGAUCUAUGCCAUGCACUGGGCCACCGACUCCAAACUGCUGGUCAGUGCCUCACAAGAUGGGAAGCUGAUUGUGUGGGACACCUACACCACCAACAAGGUACACGCCAUCCCACUGCGCUCCUCCUGGGUCAUGACCUGUGCCUAUGCCCCAUCGGGGAACUUUGUAGCAUGUGGGGGACUGGACAACAUGUGCUCCAUCUACAACCUCAAGUCCCGUGAGGGCAAUGUCAAGGUCAGCCGGGAACUCUCUGCACAUACAGGUUAUCUGUCCUGCUGCCGCUUCCUGGACGACAACAACAUUGUGACCAGCUCAGGAGACACCACGUGUGCUCUGUGGGAUAUUGAGACUGGGCAGCAGAAGACCGUGUUUGUGGGACACACAGGGGACUGCAUGAGCCUGGCUGUAUCUCCCGACUUCAAGCUCUUCAUUUCGGGUGCCUGUGAUGCCAGUGCCAAGCUCUGGGACGUGCGGGAGGGGACCUGCCGGCAGACUUUCACUGGCCAUGAGUCGGACAUCAAUGCUAUCUGCUUCUUCCCCAGUGGAGAAGCCAUCUGCACAGGCUCGGAUGACGCCUCCUGCCGCCUGUUUGACCUGCGGGCAGACCAGGAGCUGACUGCCUACUCCCACGAGAGCAUCAUCUGUGGUAUCACGUCCGUGGCCUUCUCCCUCAGCGGCCGCCUGCUCUUGGCAGGCUACGAUGACUUCAACUGCAACGUGUGGGACUCCAUCAAGUGUGAGCGUGUGGGUAAGGGCCAGCCCCCUACUACAACCUUGGCCAAACACCUUCCCCAGCUCCCCUUGUUGGGACUCUCUUACUGCUGGCUCCGAAUUGCUGGGUCACUGAGCUCUACCCGGGAAUCCAGUCCCCUUGAUUCCCAACCUAGGGCCAUCUUCCCUCAAAAGUCACUCUGAGCAGCCCUUCUGCACUGCCCCAUGCCAACAGCUGCUCCCUGAACGAGCUCCUCCGGUCACCCUGGACCUGUGGGCCUUCAAUGUCUAGUCAGUUCUGGCUUCGGGAGGGUCCACUGAAAGAAAGAGCAAUCUCAGGGAACUAUGUAAUGAGCAGAAUCAAGAGCUAGGGUGGCCUGGGGGCCCUGACCCCAACCUAGGGGCUUAUCUAGGCCCAGCCUGGUCUGAGGUUGAAUCAGAUAGUGUGGCCUCUUCCCUUGGGAGAGGCCAGGUACUGAAUGAAAAUAACACUGGCCAGAGAGUCAGGAUCCAAAUCUUCAUUCUGUUGCUCACUUUCUGAGUGCCCUUGGGCAACUCACUUCUCUCAGCCUCAGUCUCUUCAUUUGGAAACAAAGGAGGAAGAUGAAAGGGUUAUCUUCUCCAUUGGUCUAGUGCCCAUCAAGGUGCCCCUUGCUUUUCUCACAGUGCUGCCAUGUCCAACCUUUCCCUGUCCCCGCCGACCCCUCCCUCAGAGAGAGUCAGGAGAGAUUGCCUCUAGAGCAACCCUACCUCAGAGCUAAUCCUCUUUUAGUCUGCCCCCAUCCUAGGAUUCCUGCAUGUGCAUACAUUCCCCCUGCCAAAUCAGCACAGCAAAUGGGCUGACACCUCUCCCUUUUACUCAGGCAUCCUCUCUGGCCAUGACAACAGGGUCAGCUGCCUGGGAGUCACAGCCAAUGGGAUGGCUGUGGCAACCGGCUCC
This is a messenger RNA of Manis pentadactyla (Chinese pangolin), 2876 nucleotides long. It is a transcript of the gene GNB3, whose product is annotated as G protein subunit beta 3. Gene Ontology annotation, molecular function: protein binding; signaling receptor complex adaptor activity. NCBI's taxonomy places the organism in Eukaryota, Metazoa, Chordata, Mammalia, Pholidota, Manidae. The transcript has 9 exons. Bases 1058 to 2140 code for a protein of 360 amino acids. Gene Ontology annotation, biological process: G protein-coupled receptor signaling pathway. The record is from RefSeq and is a predicted model, not a curated record. Gene Ontology annotation, cellular component: heterotrimeric G-protein complex; cytoplasm.